Molecule: messenger RNA, 1048 nt
Organism: Pezoporus flaviventris
Lineage: Eukaryota; Metazoa; Chordata; Aves; Psittaciformes; Psittacidae
Gene: TSFM
Product: Ts translation elongation factor, mitochondrial
Biological process (GO): mitochondrial translational elongation
Cellular component (GO): mitochondrial matrix
Molecular function (GO): protein binding; translation elongation factor activity
Source: RefSeq, a predicted model, not a curated record
GUCCCGCCCUCGGGGGUCGCUCCGCCGCCCGUAGAAGCGGUGUGGUGACGUCAUCUCGGCGCGCCGCGGGCAGGGUCCGGGAUGCAGCGGGCGGCGCGAAGCGCGGUGUGGGCGCUCCCGGCCCGGUUCUUCCGCGCCGCCGCCCCGGUGCUGGCGGCGGACAAGGAGUCGCUGCUGCAGCUGCGGCGCCGCACGGGGCUCCCGAUCCUGCAGUGCCGGGACGCGCUGCAGCGCUGCGGGGGGGACCUGACACAGGCCGAGGCCUGGCUGCUGGAGCAGGCGCGACGCCAGGGCUGGAGCAGCGCCCCCGUGGCACGGGAGCCGGCGCGGGAGGGGCUGGUGGGGCUCCUGCGGGAGGGGCCGGCGGCCGUGAUGGUGGAGCUCAGCUGCGAAACCGACUUCGUGGCGCGGACCACCGAGUUCCAGCGCGUGGUGGCGCAGGCGGCGCUGGGCGCUAUGGAGCUGUGUCGGAGGGCGCCCCCUGCCGCCCGGGCGUGCUCACAGCACUUCCUGCAGCCUGAGGAACUUGCUGAGCUCCAGACCGGGCCUGGGGGUGGGCCCCUGAGUGAGGAGCUGGCGCUGGCCCAGGGCCGCCUGGGCGAGGCCGUAUCCCUGCGCCGCGCCGCGUGGCUGCGGGUGCGGCCCGGGGCCGGGUUCGUGUCCGGGUACGCGCACGGGGGCCCCGCUGCGGAUCCCGGCUCGGGGCCGGUGGCGCUGGGGACGCUGGGCGCGCUGGUGGCGUGCGGCGCGCGGGGCGUGGCGCGGGGCGGCGCGCGCGUCGCCGCGCUGGAGGCGCUGGGCCGGCAGGUGGCGCAGCACGUGGUGGGUUUCGCGCCACGGCGCGUGGGGCGCGCGCGGGAACGGCGGCGGGGCGGGGAGGAGGAGGAGGAGGCGCUGCUGGCGCAGGAGUUCCUGCACGCGCCGGGGCGCCGCGUGGGGCGCGUGCUCCGCGCGCUGGGCCCGCUCUGCGUCACCGGCUUCGUGCGGUUCCGCUGCGGGGAGGAGCCCACCGCGGACGUGACCUCACGGUGACACCACCCCUCCCCCC